Molecule: messenger RNA, 682 nt
Organism: Passer montanus (Eurasian tree sparrow)
Lineage: Eukaryota; Metazoa; Chordata; Aves; Passeriformes; Passeridae
Product: galactose-3-O-sulfotransferase 4-like
Exons: 3
Coding region: 11-682 (223 amino acids)
Biological process (GO): glycolipid biosynthetic process
Cellular component (GO): membrane
Molecular function (GO): galactosylceramide sulfotransferase activity
Source: RefSeq, a predicted model, not a curated record
CCUCCCCAGGAUGAAGCCCCCCCCCGGCUGCCGCCGCCUGUCCCCCCUCGGGGCCGCCCUGGGCGUCUGCGUCACCCUGGGCUUCACCCUGGGGCUCCUGGGGGGGCCCCUGCGCCGCAGGGCGGCCCCGCUGGCGCCGUGCCGGCCGCGCUCGCACGUGGUGUUCCUGAAGACGCACAAGACGGGCGGCAGCAGCGUGCUGAACCUCCUGUCGCGAUACGGCGAGUCGCGACAGCUGCGCUUCGCCCUCCCCCACCGCUACCAGUUCGGCUACCCCGCCCCCUUCCGCGCCGAGCGCGUGCGCGGCUUCCGCCCCGGGGGGAGGAAAUUCGACAUCAUCUGCCACAAAAACAUCGCAAAAAAUCCCCAAAAAAUCAGAAAAAAUGGGGAAAAUGUGCAGCGGGUGAUGCCCAACGACUCGUUCUACUUCUCCAUCGUGCGGGACCCGGGCGCGGUGGCCGAGUCGUCCUUCUCGUAUUUCCGCGCGGCGGCCCCGGCCUUCCGGAGCUCUCCGUCGCUCUCGGCCUUCCUGGCCUCGCCCUCGCGCUUCUUCCGCCCGGGCGAGCGCGGCAACCACUACGCCCGCAACCUGCAGUGGUUCGACUUCGGCCUGCCAAUCCCAACAAUUUUCACCGAAAUCCCAGGGAUUUCCCCCAAACCAGCCCCAACCCCAGGAAUUUGA